UAUAAACCCCCUUAGAUAGCCUUUGGCUCUAUAUGUUAAUGCGGUGUAUGUACGACAUCUAUGACCACACGUAGACCUCGGUGAUACAGAUUUCUGUUAAUGCAGGUCUUUGGCACGUCGGGUUCAAGGACGCUUCUACCGGUAGGGUCUGUACAUAGUGUUUGACUGCUUGAAGCUGCCCCCCUCCCCAUCUAUCCACCAUGGUAGAGAUCAGCCGCUGUUGUGGCCUGUGGACCAUCCCUGUUGGCUGCAUGGCGACAGCUGCAGGAUACUCAAUAUUUGCCCUGAUUGGGAUCAUCAUAAGUAUCGCAAAGCUUGCUAACCUGUCUUAUCUCACCGGAUACACUUACGAUCACAGUCUGACGUAUGUGGGGUUAGCUCUCAAUGUCGUGCUACUACUGCUGUGCAAUAUGCUGUUCCUCGGCGUGCUCAGAAAACAUGCAAGUUUGUGCUUCGCCUGGGUGGCGGGCAUGGCGCUCUGGGCAUGCGUGAACAUGUCCGUAGCUGUCCUCUCUACAGACCAGGACAUAGAUCUGAUCAAUUCGGAAGGUUCUAUUUCCGAGGAUGCUGGGCCUAUUGCCAAUGUCCACGCCGGUUUGAUUGCAAGUUGGAUAUUGGUGGUAUUAGAACUACUCCUUUUGAUAUAUUGCGGUCUUGUUGUUCACACGCAUGCGCAGAAACUUUCCAGAGAGCGUGUGUUUCGUGAGUUAUCGGCGACACAUGCCUCUGCUGAUCCAAAUCCAGGAAAUGUAUCUUACGGUAUGGACCUGCAGCCAGUCAUGGGGACGCCACUGUACGCCUAUUCAUAAAUCUUCAUGUCGCAAAAAGCAAUCCACGACCACAUCGUCUUAUCCGGAUUGCUACUUGCACUAUAUAAUUUGUACCACACCGUAGCAACAAAUGCUAUAGAAGGCAGUUAGGCACAAUACUCAAGCUUUAUAGCCCCCUCAAGGCCAUUGUGGAUUUUGUGAAUUUGAAUAGUUACUGGUUACAAAUAUUCUCGAGAUAUAUAUGUGUUAGUAAUAUCGCGGAGAAAAGUACAUGGCAUGUGUAUCAUAACUAUAUAAUUAUCAGACAAUGUUUUGCUAAAACUGUAGAUACCAGUUUUAAACUGUUUUCUCAAGUUCAUCUUCAAUACUAUCCUUUGGUAUUUGGAUAGAAAAAAAUAAUGCUGCAUAUAUAUGCUGCUAGGAAUCCUUUUAAGUUUAUCUUACGAAGAUGUUGUAGGCAGCUGAGCACCCCGACCUUUAUUGAAAAGAUGAUGCAUAAUUCUACAUUCGUUUUUAAUUAUAAGAAACAUGUCAGCGUGGCUUUCAUCUGCAGCAAAGAUAGGCCAUAAGUCAUACCGCGGCACCACGAAUCCAAUACCACUAUAUGCAUGCUACAUAUGCAUGUACACUUAUCUUUUUUGUAUAUGGUCAACAGUGCGUGUAUUUCUUGUUACGUCUAUGAAUUUGUAAAGAAGAUAGAGUUAGGGACAAACCAGAUAAGAUGGCGUUUCUGUGUAGAAUGGUGAGAGGGAACAAACGCAAGGAAUUAGUUUGGUAUCGACUCUCUGUAAUCUCCAAGUAGAUCCUACGGUGGCAUGACAUAGGCUUAUAAGAUAGUAUCAAAACCUGGCAACGAAAUGUAGCCGGUCUGGGAGUCUUUCAUUGGCCAGCUUUUGAUACUAUCUUAUGCUGCCGUACGGAUCUGCUUAAACUCUGUAAUCUUCCAACGUACCUGCAUAUUUCAUAGCACACGUUUUGGUAGCAUGAAAUGUUCUCUUAGUCUGUGUUAUUUUUCAUCCAUGUCGAUCUUUAAAUAUAAAGUGUUAUUCAGUUUA
This is a messenger RNA of Branchiostoma floridae (Florida lancelet), 1825 nucleotides long. RefSeq lists its product as uncharacterized. The transcript is spliced from 8 exons. The record is from RefSeq and is a predicted model, not a curated record. NCBI's taxonomy places the organism in Eukaryota, Metazoa, Chordata, Leptocardii, Amphioxiformes, Branchiostomatidae. The coding region runs from base 201 to 809 and encodes 202 amino acids.